Messenger RNA from Anoplopoma fimbria (sablefish), 1201 nucleotides. Its product is annotated as Poly(U)-specific endoribonuclease-C-like. Gene Ontology annotation, molecular function: RNA endonuclease activity. The record is from RefSeq and is a predicted model, not a curated record. The transcript is spliced from 7 exons. Lineage: Eukaryota; Metazoa; Chordata; Actinopteri; Perciformes; Anoplopomatidae. The coding region runs from base 57 to 929 and encodes 290 amino acids.
GAUAGUUUUUCUGAGAAGAUUAGAAGUCAGAAAAACUUUUCCCACUGAACGGAGUCAUGGCGAGGAGUCAACAAGCCAAUCAGGAGCUCACUGAGGUGCUAAACCAACUCUGGGACCUGGAUACCAACCGUCUCAAACCGAGGACUGAUUACAUAAUUUCCCUUCAGGGGAAGGCAGGUUAUGUCGCUCAGGGCAGCAACUAUGCCAGAGACCGGGCCAGGGCUCCGCUCUUCACGUAUGUCAACGAAGACAAACUUAAAAGUAUCGAGACAUAUUUACAUUUCAUCAACUUGCUGGACAACUAUGAGUCGUCCACAGGUGUAUCAGAGAAGGUGACAUCAGAGGAGCUUCAGGAGAACAGGCUCUUUAUCGACUCCAUGAUGGAGACCGAUGUCAUGAAGUGUGCUCACAAGUAUCUGGUGAGGAAGGGGCAGUCGCCAUCAGACCCUGGGCAGUUCAAGAGACAGCUGUAUGACAUCUGGUUCCGCCUCUACCACAGGGACAGGAGUGGAGGAGAGGAUUCCUGUGGGUUUGAACAUGUGUUUGUGGGAGAAACCAAGUUCGGCAAGAAGAUCAUGGGUCUUCACAACUGGGUCCAGUUCUACCUGCAGGAAAAACACGACCAUGUGGACUACAAAGGCUACAAAGCAAGGGACAACAAAGAUACACCUGAUGAAGACGACCAUGUCCUGAACCUGCAGUUCAGCUGGAAAGGCUUGGUGAAGCCGAUCGGUGGCUGCUUCAUUGGUGUGAGUCCAGAGUUUGAGAUAGCUCUAUACACCAUCAUCUUCCUCAUGUCUACAGAGAAGAUGACAUCUGUGGCCGUGAAAGUGGACGAGUACGUGCUGGAGCUGGUUGUCUAUCGGCACGGACAAUCCAUCGGCACCUCCUACCCCAAACUGCUCAGCAGCAACCACAAGGAUUUGUAAAAUCACUCCACCAAAGCUGUCAGAUGUCAUGUAAACACUUUUAACCCUUUGUGUGACACUUUCAUUUAAUUCCUUGACAGUAUUAAAACCUAAGACAAAUCUGGAUCAGGUUCUUUUUGCACUAACCGUCAGGCCUAAACUGUCUAUAAUAAGUUUUCAGCCUAAACCUUCUGAUAUGGACUGAUAUCGUACAAGGAGUAUAUCUUGUCAUUAUCAUAUAUCUGUCUUGUUCUGUAUACUAUUACGGCGUAAAUAAAAGUUUCUUUGUCUAC